Molecule: messenger RNA, 3721 nt
Organism: Linum trigynum
Lineage: Eukaryota; Viridiplantae; Streptophyta; Magnoliopsida; Malpighiales; Linaceae
Source: the annotation of a GenBank genome assembly
GGUUUAGUGAGUGUUUGAUUAUGGUUUUGGGUUGAACCCAUGUACUUGUGAACCGACGUGGGAUUGGGUUUACGGUAUAUGGUUGAUUUUCGUUUGAUUAUGGUUUGGGUUUAACCCAUCUAAUUAUAAAACGAUAAUUUUUUGGGUCGGUCAUAAUGAAGAAAUUCCUAGAUCCUAAACCCUCACCAUCGUAAGUCGUAACAGUGAUGUUGUUUCUUCCUUCUCGUCCUUCGUCGGCGCCAGAGGACUGAUCCUCGGUUCCUCCCUGUCGGCUUCUUCCUUCCUUCUUUCCUCCCUCCAUCCUACCUCCGUUCUUCCAUACGUAGGUGUCCAAUUCUUGUUUCCCAUCCUCUGUAGGUCACUCGACCGAUUUCGUUUCCCAGCCUCAGUUCUUAAUUGUCGUCCUUCGUCGGCUCCUUCUCCGCCAAUAUUACGAAACCAGAUUCUUCCUAUCUCCCUUCCUUCGUCUUCCCUUCUCUACGCAACCAUCGAUUUUCCAUUCUCCCUUAUUCGCCCAUCCUUCGCCACCCAGCUAGAACCCUAAUUAGUGAGAUCCGAUUUCCCUGUUGGAACCACUCGAACCCUAAGAUUGGGGAGUUAAAUUUUCUGGCGAUUGAUGGUCCACUUUGCGGCAAAGGAAGCGGAUCUACUUUGUGGGAGACAGCGGAUAGUACUGGAGCCGGAAAUACACUAUCGCCCUCCCCCAGUCAAUUCCUUGUAUCGGCCUUCUCCUACUGAGUCGUUGGUUCUAAUCCUAAAUCCAGGUUGGUACCUAUAUGUCGAUACAUCAUAUAUGUUAGAUCAUAUAUAUUGGAGAUGGGUUGCGGCUGAAUUUGUUUUUGUUCCUAGCGAGAUUAUUACUUAUUGGGACUGGUAGAAGUUGACUCCAUCGUUCUGGUUGUCUUCUUUGUUCAAUUUGGUGGGUGUUGUGAAUUGUGAUCUUGCUUGGCUUCAUUUCAUUUGUGAAUGGUUGGUUUGUCGCGGAAGUGAAGGGGAAACUAUCGAGAUGAUAGGGCACCUAUCGAGCUGAGUUUGCUUAACUCGGACUUAGCUCGUGUUUGUUUCAUUUCAUGGAGAUUGAGUGGGUCUGUUCUGCGUUCUAAACUGGUAUUGGGCACCUUAUCUCUGACCGAAUUUUUCUGGAGAUAUGAAGUGUCUUAGCUUUCGCAUUGUGGAAGAACGUGAAUCACUAUCAUUCGAAUUUUGAAGCGUGUGUUUUCUGGUUAGUAUUCCUGCUCCUGCAUAUAGCGAGGGAAGCAGAAAAAGCAACUUUGACUUCAUGUCCUGGAUUCUAGUUCACAUUCUUUAUCAAUCAUUUUAUUUGAACCAUUUUGAUGUGUGAUUUGAGGAUAUGCAGAAUCAUAAGUAAUGAGGGGGUGAAAGGGCUGCCUUUUGAGGUUAACAUGGGGCUUGGAGGAUUCUUUUAUGAUGCUAUUGCCCUCUGUUACAAUCAAUCCCAGAGCAUUAUUAGUAAUAGUAUGUUAGUUAAGCUUGGUAGGUAAUGGAUGCUUAAAGAUGCACAGAAACUAUGUGGCUUAUAUGCAUAUGCCUCUAAUAUUUUUUCGUUGCUUGUUAAUUGAUUAGUGAACUGUUGGAUUCGAUCGGUUGUGGGUGGUGAAUAUGUGGAUUUCAAUUGUCUCUAAACUUUAUUUUGUUGGUUGUUUUCAGUUGAUCAACUAUGGAAGGGUUGAUGGAUGAUAUGAGCACAGGCAAGGACAUGGGAAUUGACUUGAAUGUUGGUUUAGAUUGGGGAAUGGAUUAUGGAGAUGAUACCGGUGGUGUUAGAGAUAGUGACGAUAUGGAGGACAAUGUCGACACCAACAAUAGUGAUUCUGAGGAUGAUAAUAACACUAACAUUGGUGAUGAUGAUAAGGAGAACAUCUCAGAUGAGCAUUUGCACAGCUUCGAAACACAACAACACAGCUCAGAUGCACCUCUACACAAAGAUGCUGCAAAUCCAGCCAAGGCUCCACCAUCCUCGAGUAUGUAUGACUGGACCCUUCUUGAUAAAGUCGGGAAUGGGAAGCCAUAUGCUAAAUGGGAGUGGAUGAUGUUGUGGGUUAUGAGUUUGAAACCCUUGUGGAGACUGUCAAGUUAUAUUCAACUUAUGGUUGUGCCAUGGGAUUCAGCGUACGAAAGAACACUCACACAGAUUCAAAAUAUGGAGUUAGAAAUAUGCAGCGAUGGGUUUGCUCACUCGAGGGGGAGCGUCAUCCAGUGCACAAUGACAAGGAGAACAGAAAGCGUGAACCUAGGCCUAUAACAAGGCUCCAUUGUCCGGCUGCUUUCAAAGUCAGUUUUGUUGAGGCAACUAACCGAUUCAAGGUGAAACAGUUUGUACCAACACAUUUUCAUCACUUAGCUGGAGCACAUGAAGUGCAGUUUUUGAGUUCUCAUCGCAAGGUAGAUGAUGCAAGUAAGGCUCAGAUUCGAUCACUUAGGGCUGCUGGUGUUCGCACCAAUCAAAUCAUGGAUUAUCUAGUGAAUUGUGCGUGAAGCUUUCAGAACUUGGGUUUCACUAAGACCGAUGUCUACAAUUUUGUUAGUGCGGAUCGGAGGUCGGAGAUCUUGGAUAGUGAUAGUGAAGCUGCACUUGGCUACUUACAAGCAUGGGAAACUACUGAUCCUCGUCGUAGGUACACAGUAAGUUAUGAUGGUGAACUAGGCAAUAUGUUAUGGGCUGACUCUACUUAACAAUUGGAUUAUAGUCUCUUUGGAGAUGUUCUUGUUUUUGACUCGACGUACAAGACUAAUGCAUAUAAUCUUCCAUUUCUUCUAUUCAUUGGUGUGAAUAAUCACAAUGCAAGCACUAUUUUUGCAUGUUCUUUACUUGUGGAUGAAACGGCGGCGAACUACGUAUGGAUUCUAAAUGCUUUUUUACAUUGUAUGGGUGGUAAGAAGCCAAUCGCAGUUAUAACAAAUGGUUGUUCUUCAAUGAGGAAAGCUAUCAAGUCGGUUCUCCUUGGAUCCCGACAUCGGUUAUGUUCUUGGCACUUGGGCAAUAACGCAGAAGUGCGUGGCCAUGCGGAAGGCUUCCGGGAGGAUUUCAAACAAUGCAUGCUAAACUGCAGUUCUAUUCCACAAUUUGAAGCUACAUGGAAGGAAAUUUUUUCCAAGUAUGACAUGGAGCACAAUGCGUGGAUGAAGAAGAUGUAUAGGCGACGAGCUCUAUGGGACACAACUUACUUGAAAGGUACUUUCUUUGCUGGGAUUACUACGUCACAACGUUGUGAGAGCAUGAACUCUUAUCUAGAAAAAUUCUUGCAAACUAAGAUGAAGUUGUUUGAGUUUGUCAAGCAGUUUGACAUGGCACUUUUGUAUAGGAGACAAACUGAGUUACAUGACCAGUUUAAGACAAUACAUACUGAUGUUAUUUUGAUGACACAUUUAUUUGAAAUUAAAGACAUUCCUCUAUAGUAUAUACAAGAAAUGUUUCCAGGAGCGUUCGAGCAGAAAUAUCGAGAGAAGUUCAUUACUAUAUUACAGACAAGUGUGUGUUGACCAAUAAAACAAUUUACACAUUGUCACGAUUCAAAUACCCUGACUCAAAGUGCACCGGGGUCUUUUACACGAGUGGACAUGAUGUGCAUUGUUCUUGUGGCAUUUUUGAGUUCUGCCGAAUUCCAUGUCGGCAUAUAUUAUGUAUAUUGAAAGCAGAAAAUCAAAUACAAAUUCCCAAGUCACUCAUUUUGAAGCGUUAGACUAAAGAUGCAAAAGAGUU